Delphinapterus leucas (beluga whale) is the source of this 1275-nucleotide messenger RNA. The record is from RefSeq and is a predicted model, not a curated record. Lineage: Eukaryota; Metazoa; Chordata; Mammalia; Artiodactyla; Monodontidae.
GUGAGUGUUGGGAAAACCUGUCUGUGGGAUCUUGUGUCAUCUCUCCCUACAUGUGUACAGGAAAAGUCCGCGCUGCUUACGGUUUCUCUCUCUCUCUCUCUCUCUCUCUCUCUCUCUCUGUUCCCCUUUCAUUCUGCUUCCCCGGAGCCGAAUGAAGCAGGCAGCAGGAUUAGAGUCCGCCAGCUAUCAGAAGAGUCUAGAUAAAAGGAACUGCUUCUUAAGCACCACUGCUGCAGCCCUUGUUGAUUUUUUUUUUCUUUCCACACAACAGUUGUGCCUCAUUUUCCGGUGCCUGGGCUGACUUUUUUUUUUUUUUUUUUUUGGAGGGUUUGAAGUUUCUGGGCUUCAGUGACUGUUACAGAAGAAGAGGUGUUAGUGUUGCCUGGAGGUCUUGAUUGUCUGCAUUUAUGAAUGAAACUGACCUAAAUCACCUGUUACCUCCAGUUUCCAGAUUGUUUGAACUUCUGUGGCCACACAACACAGGACCCGAGACUGAAGCAGCAUAGGACCCACAGUGUCUGCAGCAUGGGCUGGUUCGCUAGGAUUGUCUGUCUUUUCUGGGGAGUAUUACUUACAGCAAGAGCAAACUACCCAAAUGGGAAGAACAAUGUGCCAAGGCUGAAAUUAUCCUACAAAGAAAUGUUGGAAUCCAACAAUGUGAUCACUUUCAAUGGCUUGGCCAACAGCUCCAGUUAUCAUACCUUCCUUUUGGAUGAGGAACGGAGUAGGCUGUAUGUUGGAGCAAAGGAUCACAUGUUUUCAUUCAACCUGGUUAAUAUCAAGGAUUUUCAAAAGAUUGUGUGGCCAGUGUCUUACACCAGAAGGGAUGAAUGCAAGUGGGCUGGAAAAGAUAUCCUGAAAGAAUGUGCUAAUUUCAUCAAGGUGCUUAAGGCUUAUAAUCAAACUCACUUGUACGCCUGUGGAACGGGGGCUUUUCAUCCAGUUUGCACCUACGUUGAAAUAGGACAUCAUCCUGAGGACAACAUUUUUAAGCUGGAAGACUCACAUUUUGAAAAUGGCCGUGGGAAGAGCCCAUAUGACCCUAAACUGCUGACGGCAUCUCUUUUAAUAGAUGGAGAAUUAUACUCUGGAACGGCAGCUGAUUUUAUGGGGCGAGACUUUGCUAUCUUCCGAACUCUUGGGCACCACCACCCAAUCAGGACAGAGCAGCACGAUUCCAGGUGGCUCAAUGAUACCACUGGCAGAUGUCUCCCUAAAUACAGCUCUGAUGGCUAUCACAGUACUUUCCCGUUCAAAAAUCAUUUAUAUCUCUGA